Molecule: messenger RNA, 825 nt
Organism: Phanerochaete carnosa HHB-10118-sp
Lineage: Eukaryota; Fungi; Basidiomycota; Agaricomycetes; Polyporales; Phanerochaetaceae
Exons: 2
Coding region: 1-825 (274 amino acids)
Source: RefSeq, a predicted model, not a curated record
AUGGCCAAGAACCAAGACAAUGCCGCGCUCAUAAAUGGAAGUGCAAUGAAGCCUGAUGCCUUCGAUGGCACGAAGUCCAAGUAUAUUGCUUGGAAGACACAGAUGAAGCUCUAUGUAGUAACGCAAAGGAAGCGACUGCCUGAGCAAUUCGACAGGGUCUUAAUGAUCUUGUCCUAUAUGAAAGGAGGACAUGCUGGCGAAUACGUCGCCACAUACAUGAAGAAAUACAACACCGAUGAAAACACGGUGAUCCAGACCACGGCAGAACUAUGGACGGAUUUGGAUAGACAUUUCCUAAUCGACGAGCAGGCCGAAGCCUACGACCGUUUGCAAGCAAUGCAGAUGGGAACGCUAUCAGCGCAAGAGUUCUUCUCGAAGUUUGAGUUGUGCGCCUUCCAGGCGAAUAUUCACGACUUCGAAGCACACUUCCAGAAACUCAAGUCGCUUCUAGAAAAAGCGCUCCGGGCCGACAUCAUCCGACUUCUAUACAAUUCAUCGGAAGAACUCCCCGCCACAUAUGCACUCUACAAGCAACGGGUCGUGCGCAUCGACCUAACUCAGCAACAGGACAGUUUCAACCAAGGCAGCAGCAGGCGCAAAACCCACCGCGAACAAACGCACCCGCACCAGCAACUGCUACUGCGCCAGUUCAAACACGGCGCGACGGAACCGGUGUCACAUUCGGCGAUAGGGGACAACCGAUGGAUUUGGAUCAAGCGCGACGUCAGGGUCUUUGUUUCCGAUGUGGUCAACAGGGCCACAUAUCACGAAAUUGCCCUAAUCGACAACAAGCUCAACAAGUACGAGCUGUGGAAACCCCGGUAG